Opisthocomus hoazin is the source of this 3054-nucleotide messenger RNA. The record is from RefSeq and is a predicted model, not a curated record. NCBI's taxonomy places the organism in Eukaryota, Metazoa, Chordata, Aves, Opisthocomiformes, Opisthocomidae.
AUGGUGUGCGACAAUGCAAAAGGACUCAAAGCCUUCUAUGAUGCAAUAAAAUACGGACCUAAUCAUCUGAUGGUUUUUGGUGGCGUGUGUGCAACAGUUACUUCUAUCAUUGCUGAAUCUCUAAAGGGAUGGAAUUUGGUUCAGCUUUCGUUUGCAGCAACAACCCCAGAGCUGGCUGAUAAGAAAAAAUAUCCUUAUUUCUUCCGGACAGUGCCAUCUGAUAAUGCAGUGAAUCCAGCCAUUUUGAAGUUACUCAAACAUUAUCACUGGAAGAGAGUAGGAACUUUAACCCAGGAUGUACAAAGGUUUUCUGAGGUGAGGAAUGAUCUGACUGGUGUCCUGUAUGGUGAAGACAUCGAAAUUUCAGAUACUGAGAGUUUCUCCAAUGAUCCUUGCACGAGUGUAAAGAAGCUAAAGGGUAAUGAUGUUCGGAUAAUCCUUGGCCAGUUUGAUGAGGAAAUGGCUGUGAAAGUUUUCUGCUGUGCUUAUGAUGAAGAAAUGUAUGGCAGCAAGUACCAGUGGAUUAUUCCAGGGUGGUAUGAAAACCUUUGGUGGGAAUCCUGGAUUAAUUCCUCACAGUGUCUCAGCAAAAAUCUUCUUGCAGCAAUGGAAGGUUAUAUAGGAGUGGAUUUUGAGCCUCUCAGCUCAAAAAUUAUAAAGACUAUAUCUGGAAGGACUCCACAGCAAUAUGAAAAGGAAUACAAUGCUAAGCGUGGUGAUGGACAAUCUAGCAAAUUUCAUGGUUAUGCCUAUGAUGGAAUAUGGGUGAUUGCUAAGACUCUGCAGCGGGCAAUGAAAUAUCUCAAUGCCACCAACAAGCAUCAAAAAAUUGAAGAUUUUAACUAUACAAAUCACAGACUUGGCAAAAUUUUUCUGGAUGCUAUGAAUGAAACUAACUUCUUUGGAGUAACGGGUCAAGUUGUUUUCAGAAAUGGAGAGAGGAUGGGAACCAUCAAAUUUACGCAAUUCCAAGAAAGAAAGGAAGUGAAGGUGGGAGAGUACAAUGCUGUGGCUGACACACUGGAAAUAAUCAACAACAGCAUCAGGUUCCAAGGACUUGAGCCUCCAAAGGACAAAACAAUUAUACAAGAGGAGCUACGCAAGAUCUCCCUGCCUCUCUACAGCAUCCUCUCUGCCCUCACCAUCCUAGGAAUGAUAAUGGCCAGUGCUUUCUUGUUCUUUAACAUCAAAAACAGAAACCAGAAACUAAUAAAGAUGUCCAGUCCCUACAUGAACAACCUUAUUAUCCUUGGAGGGAUGCUUUCUUAUGCAUCUAUUUUUCUUUUUGGUCUUGAUGGAUCCUUUGUCUCCGAAAAGACAUUUGAGACACUUUGCACAGUCCGAACAUGGAUUCUUACAGUGGGAUACACAACUGCAUUUGGAGCAAUGUUUGCAAAAACAUGGAGAGUUCAUGCAAUUUUCAAAAAUGUAAAAAUGAAGAAAAAGAUCAUUAAAGACCAGAAGCUACUGGUGAUAGUUGGAGGGAUGCUACUGAUUGAUCUGUGCAUCUUGAUUUGCUGGCAGGUUGUGGAUCCUUUGAGAAGGACAGUGGAAAAGUAUAACAUGGAGCCAGACCCUGCGGGCAGAGAUAUCUCCAUCCGACCAAUCUUGGAGCACUGUGAAAACACUCACAUGACAAUUUGGCUUGGGAUUGUCUACGCUUAUAAAGGGCUGCUCAUGUUAUUCGGAUGUUUCCUAGCCUGGGAGACACGAAAUGUCAGCAUUCCUACUUUGAAUGAUAGCAAGUACAUCGGAAUGAGUGUAUACAACGUGGGCAUAAUGUGCAUUAUUGGUGCUGCUGUUUCAUUCCUUACUCGGGACCAACCCAAUGUGCAGUUCUGCAUUGUUGCUUUAGUCAUCAUAUUCUGCAGCACCAUCACUCUCUGCCUUGUGUUUGUACCUAAGCUCAUCACACUGCGGACAAAUCCAGAUGCAGCCACACAGAACAGACGAUUUCAGUUCACUCAAAAUCAAAAGAAAGAAGACUCAAAAACAUCAACAUCAGUCACCAGCGUCAAUCAGGCCAGCACAUCUCGACUAGAAGGAUUGCAGUCAGAGAACCACCGCUUGAGAAUGAAAAUUACAGAGCUGGACAAAGACUUGGAAGAGGUCACAAUGCAGCUUCAGGACACUCCUGAGAAAACAACAUACAUCAAGCAGAACCACUACCAGGAUCUUAAUGACAUUCUUAGUAUACGGAACUUUACAGACAGCAAAGAUGGUGAGAAAGCCAUUCUGAAAAAUCAUCUUGAUCAAAAUCCACCAGCACAAUGGGGCUCAUCAGACCCUUCCAGAACAAGCAAAGAUCCUAUAGAAGACAUCAACUCUCCAGAACACAUACAGCGUCGGCUGUCUCUGCAGCUGCCCAUUCUCCACCAUGCCUAUUUGCCAUCCAUAGGAGGAGUUGAUGCCAGCUGUGCCAGCCCGUGUGUAAGCCCCAGCGCCAGCCCUCGGCACAGACACGUGCCGCCCUCCUUCCGAGUGAUGGUUUCGGGGCUGUAGGCAAGGGAGAUCAGUGCUUCCUGAACUGCUUUUAAGUACUUGAUAACUGGACUAAACAUCUGACCUAGAACUCUGCUACAAACGUAUAACAUUGGCUCUGACCACAGAGGAGCUACCGCUGAGGCCGUCGUCACAGGAGUGCCCGUGCAACUCGUGUGGGAAGGCAAAGGAGAAGGACACGAGGAGUUUGAUCUGUAGCCUUAUUCAUGGAGUUUUUAUUUCUUCACGUAGAAGUCACUGAAAAACAUUUCUUCCCAAAUUUCUACUCGCAACAAGGAGGUUGGGAAAUACGGAUCUUGCAAAAAAGACACUAGGAAAAAAAAAAACCACACUCAAGUGUCACUGAGCUUUAUGUGGCUGCUGAGAACAUGCAAUUCUAUCCUGUAUCCAUGCAAGGAAAAUACAAUGGUUGAGCUAUACCAUAUUUAUUGACAUAGAUCCACUCGUUUUUACAAGAGUUGUGUUAAAUUGCUGGAAACAUUCUGCACUGGUUAGUCUUGCUUGUUUUCAUUUCAGGGAUGAUGUUCGAUAGGAAAGCAGGACUGUGAGAAA